Cutaneotrichosporon oleaginosum is the source of this 1221-nucleotide messenger RNA. RefSeq lists its product as uncharacterized. The record is from RefSeq and is a predicted model, not a curated record. NCBI's taxonomy places the organism in Eukaryota, Fungi, Basidiomycota, Tremellomycetes, Trichosporonales, Trichosporonaceae.
AUGGACCGGCGCUACUACCGGUCCGUCCCCGACUAUACUGAGCGCGAGCACGACAGGCAUGGCGCGCCCGCCCGCGACACCAGCGACGAGCUCGAGCAAGUGAUUGCGUCUCUCCGAGCUUCUCUUCUCCCUCCCGAGCCAGAACCGGACGACCAUGACGGUGACCACGCCGCGCCCGAGGACGACGGCGAUGAUUUUCCUCGCACUCACGCCGAGCUCUACGAAGAGAUCGAAGCUUACCUCGCCCCUCGCCGCGCUAUUGCCGACAUGCAGCCGGAGGUCGUGGCCAUCCAAACCGCUUUCGGCCCCCGCGAGAACAUCAACCUGCCCCUCGACCAAUACAUCGCCAUGCACGGGACCUCGCGCCAACCUCUCCAUGAUAACCAGGCAAACCGCCCCGCCCAGCACCAGCCUUUUAACUUCCGGUCUACCGUCGCCAUCCGCCACGUCACGGAGCGACCGUCGCGGCACCACUAUCCGACGGGAGGCCUACGCGGCCGCUACUUGCGCGACGGGCAGCGCCUCAACGAGCGUGCCCAAGAGAACGAGCGCGACAGUGAGUGGAUGCACGACUCUUACGACAUGCCCCACCAAAACAGCCGCGACAUUCCUCCGCCCUACACGAGCACCCACUCUGUCCCUCCUGCCCCAUCUCCCACCCCCUCUCCCGAGCCCGAGGCCGCCGACCCUGAGCCCGAGCAGGAGCUUGCCCCCGUGGUCGACCAGGUUGAGUGGAUGCGCAACCUUCUCCGUCACUGCCGUGAGGAGCUAGACGACCUCCGGGAGCUCAAUGCCCAAACGGAGGAGGCCCAUGCCGACGCCGUCGAGCGAUACCGUCGAGCGGAGGAGCGGACGCGUCGCGCUGAAGACCGAACCCGCCGACUGGAGGAGCGCUACCGUCUUCUCGAGGAGCACUACGACCAGGCCGUGGACCGCUACGAAGCUGCGGCGAAGAGCAACAGUCAAAACCUUCUCUUGGCCCAACGCUCAGCAGAGUCUGCUCUCCGGCUUCAAAACAUCCUCGAGGAGCUCCUCUCUGCUGGAGGCAUUAACACCGAGGACAGCGAUGAUGACGAGGCCAAGUCGGCUGGAGAUGCUUACUACGAAUGGCAUUCAUGCGCUUAUGUAUACAACCUUGUUACGAUGAGUUGCCGACUUCAGUGUCUGUCCGUGUGUACUAUGAUUGUCCAGAUCAGCGUCGGUUCGCUUGUGAUGAUUUGA